Molecule: messenger RNA, 2177 nt
Organism: Pistacia vera
Lineage: Eukaryota; Viridiplantae; Streptophyta; Magnoliopsida; Sapindales; Anacardiaceae
Product: vacuolar protein sorting-associated protein 45 homolog
Exons: 14
Coding region: 75-1781 (568 amino acids)
Biological process (GO): vesicle-mediated transport; intracellular protein transport
Cellular component (GO): Golgi membrane
Source: RefSeq, a predicted model, not a curated record
GAAAAAUGUUGCCUCGACCCGGAGUAACCUGAAAAACGCGAAAUCACAGCCCUAGAUCCUCAGGGCGUACGAAAAUGGUUCUAGUUACGGCUGCGCGGGAUUACAUCAACCGGAUGUUGCAGGACAUCUCCGGCAUGAAAGUUCUCAUUCUCGAUUCUCAAACGGUUAGUGUUGUAAGUGUGGUGUAUUCUCAGACAGAGCUACUUCAGAAAGAAGUAUUUUUGGUGGAGUUGGUAGAUUCCAUUUCCAAGUCGAAAGAAUCCAUGUCACAUCUAAAAGCUAUUUAUUUCCUUCGGCCCACAUCGGAGAAUAUAAAGCAUUUGCGACGGCAGCUGGCUAAUCCUAGAUUUGGAGAGUAUCACUUAUUUUUCUCAAACAUGUUGAAGGAUACCCAGAUUCAUAUUUUAGCUGAUUCAGAUGAGCAGGAAGUUGUACAGCAAGUUCAGGAAUUUUAUGCAGAUUUUGUUGCAAGUGAACCUUAUCAUUUUACUUUGAAUAUACCCUCAAAUCAUCUUUAUAUGCUUCCAGCAGUUGUAGAUCCUUCAAGUUUGCAGCACUUCUCUGACCGAGUUGUUGAUGGUAUAGCCGCUGUUUUCUUGGCAUUAAAACGAAGACCUGUUAUUCGAUACCAAAGGACCUCAGAUAUUGCAAAGAGGAUAGCCCAGGAAACAGCUAAGCUGAUGUACCAGCAGGAAAGUGGUCUUUUUGAUUUCAGACGUACAGAAGUUUCUCCACUAUUGCUAAUAAUUGAUAGAAGGGAUGACCCUGUGACUCCAUUGCUGAAUCAGUGGACCUAUCAGGCAAUGGUUCAUGAACUGAUAGGCAUUCAGGAUAAUAAAGUUGACUUGAGAAACAUUGGCAAAGUUCCAAAAGAUCAGCAGGAGGUUGUGCUGUCAUCAGAACAAGAUGCUUUCUUCAAAUCUAACAUGUAUGAGAAUUUUGGAGACAUCGGAAUGAAUAUCAAGCGGAUGGUUGAUGAUUUUCAGCAAGUUGCAAAAAGCAACCAAAACAUCCAGACUAUAGAAGAUAUGGCCAAAUUUGUUGAAAAUUAUCCGGAGUACAAAAAGAUGCAUGGAAAUGUUUCAAAACAUGUGACAUUAGUCACAGAAAUGAGCAAGAUAGUUGAAGAGCGAAAACUCAUGUUGGUUUCGGAAACAGAACAGGAGUUGGCAUGUAAUGGUGGGCAAGGGGCUGCUUUUGAGGCAGUGACAAAUCUUCUAAACAAUGAGAGCAUAUCUGACAUUGACCGUCUGCGCCUAGUGAUGUUGUAUGCUUUACGCUAUGAGAAGGAGAGCCCAGUUCAGUUGAUGCAGCUUUUCAACAAACUGGCUUCUCAAUCUGCCAAGUACAAGCCUGGGCUUGUUCAGUUCCUCUUGAAGCAAGCGGGUGUCGAUAAGCGUACUGGGGAUCUUUAUGGAAAUCGUGAUUUUUUGAAUAUUGCUCGAAAUAUGGCUCGUGGCUUGAAGGGGGUUGAGAAUGUCUACACCCAACACCAACCUCUUCUGUUUCACACUAUGGAGAGCAUAACUAAGGGACGGUUGCGAGAUGUAGACUACCCAUUUGUUGGAAAUCACUUUCAGCAGGGCAGGCCACAAGAUGUGAUUAUUUUCGUUGUUGGUGGGACAACAUAUGAGGAGUCACGUUCCGUUUCUCUACAGAAUGCCAGCAAUUCUGGAAUUCGUUUUAUACUUGGUGGUUCUGCAAUUCUCAAUUCUAAGAGGUUUUUAAAGGACCUGGAAGAAGCUCAGAGGACAGCUAAAUACAGCACAAAUGUUGUUUGAAGUUAAUUCCCCGUGUUGCAUUUUGAGAGCCAUGUAGAUAAUUUACGGCUUUAUUUGAGGAAUUGGACAUGUUGGCUUUGUAGUAAACUUUGAUAGAAAAUUCUGGCAGAAGCUUGGAGAGGGGAAUCAUGAAAAUCAACCCAACCCGAUUACAAGAGUCUGUCAUCUUCUCCAAUUUGGACAGGAUUGAAAAACAAAUCGGAGUUCUUUGAGGUAAAAUCCAUCAAUUCUUAUUGGAGGAUGAUAUGUGAUGUUUGUAUUCUCCCUCUUAACCCGUAUAGAAUCUCAAUUUAUACCGAGUUUUGGCUCCAAGUUCAAUAUACAUAGUCAUUUUUGACCCUGGAGAAAGAAAGAAUUGUAAUUUUGCAUACAGAAAUGAACUUUUUUUUUUUUUUU